AUGUACCUGGGUAUCCAUCCCAACUCACACACACACACACAUACAACAGCAUCCAGCCGAAGAGAAGCAGCUGCACGCACGACUGGAAUCAAUAAACACAGCAACCAGCAUCAAGGUUUGCGUGCCGGCCGUGUCUCUGUUUUGUGUUUUGGCCCUCGCUCCCUGGCCUCCACUGAUUACCAGAUCUCGCUAAACCUUCAAACUGCUAGCGCCUCCAAGAUCGCUGCUCUCUCUCCCUCUCUCUCCGCCGCCUGCUGCUCGUUCAAUUCGAUACUUUGGAUUGAUUUACCUUCGUUCCUUCGUCUUCCUCGCUGCUUUGCUCUCUGCUUGUUGCUUUGUGCAACUGCCACUAUCGUCGGUGCUUCUGCCGUUGGCUUGUCAUUUGGUCGCGAAGCCCCCCUCGACCCUCACGCAAACAACAAAAGAAAAUCGACCCUAGCACGAGAGCUGACCUACAGGCCGAUAUCCACUCCAGUGCAUAUUGAGCCUGCCCCUGCGCCCGCCGUUGCUCCUCCUACUUCUACCACCGCCGCCCAAUUCCCAAGUGGUCCCCUACCGCUCGUCGCACCCUCUCGCGCGCCAGUGACAGCUCGUCCGAGUCGCGAUGGUCUCCCCCAGCGUCGCAUUGUAAAAACAAGAAGAAGCCUGGAUCAUCCUGGACCCCCGCAAACUGCUUCGGCGGCAAACAGGUCUAUAGGUCUCGGUGACGGUGAAAUGGGCGACCUCCUGGAACCCUCUGCUGCCAGGCGUCCAUCUUGGAUGAAGCGCCUGUCUGCCAUAUCCACCUCGCUGCCUUCGAGUGGAGACACCAGCCCAACGCCCAUGUCCCCCUCUGUCUCUGUUUCGAACGGCUCAAUGGCAUUUUCUCACGACGGCUCUACGGCUCCCAUGAUCGGCGACCGGCCUCCUCCUCCUAUGCCGCCCAACAAGCUAGUAAAACGUUCGUCGUCGGUUCACAUCACCCAAGCCGCCACAUCCCAAGGCACUGGCUCUCGUCUUCCAUCGUUCCGCCGACCUGCCACAAGCCAUCAACGCUCUGCCACGAUACAGCACCAAACCGCCUUGCUGGAUAUGACUUUGGAGAACCCGUCCGUCCACACACCACCACAUCGAAUCUCAGAUAGCGAAUUAGAAUACACCCAGUAUUUCACUGCCAAGAUCAUCCCGGAACGAUCAUUGUCUAAGAAGAAAAAUCCAGUGGCAUACGUAAAGGGCUUGAAAAGGAUAUAUCCCGACGAGGCCCCUAAACCCACGCUCCUCCUUGCAAAAUCUGUCUCAGCAAACAAUAAUCCAGGCAAUGAUGACGAAUCUACGAGUGAAGAUGGAGACAGUGCCGGUUCCUCCAGUCGGCCGGAUAGUCCCCUGCCAACACACACCACCCUCAGCCAAUCCGGUGCACCUAUGCCCAAUGACGGAAAACACAACAAGCUGCCAUCAGACGCCUUUCAACAGGCCAACACGACGCGGCCCAGACGCUCCUUCUCUAUCAACAACCUGUUGCCGCGGCGCUCCAGUUUUCGAAAGCAACGGCAAGCCGUGGUUUCGUCCGGGGUAGGUCUCGCUAGGACUGACAGCCAAAAGCGGGUCAUCUCUGCUCCACCUAUGUCGACAAUACCCAAACGUCAGAGCAGCACUGCGCACGGGGAAUCCGCGGCUAUCCCGUUACGGCGUGAUCCUACGCUUGUUCGACGCCAAAUUUCGACUUCAGCUGGGCCACUUCCUCAACCUCGAAAUGCACGACAUGGGUCCCUUAGCGGCUCAUCGCCUUGGCCAUUGCCUGCAUUGUCGCCUCCCGCUUCGGGAAGAGUUGACCGCGGUCAAGCGUCCAUGCGUACAGGCGAUGUGAUUCCGUCAGCCUCGGCAACCACCAAUCACACCCCACCAUCCCCGAUCCUCGCUCAUACGGCAGGACGCCCAUCCCGUAAUUCUAUGGCCCCAUCCGAGCAGGCCUCUACGUUGGUUGGCUCAGACAAUGAGGCUCGUGGCAUGGGAACAGGAGAUGAGGACGACGCAGACGUUCAGAGUGAAACCGCCUUUGAUUCGUUGCGCACGGGCGCAACCCGAAGCACAACAGGCGCUCGUGGCCCUCGCAUCGAGACUAUAUUUGACGAAUCUCCUCCCUCCAAACCAAAAGUCACUGCCCUACGGGACCUUCUUCCAAAGGGUACUUUCCGGGAGCAGACAGCUGAUGCUGCUCCCGGACAUCAAAGCAUCGCCGAAGAAGACGAGAGCAUAUCCACGCCCGUGCGAACGGUUGUUCCUGACAGAUCCCUACGCGACUCGCCUAGCUACCAACGAGGACACAGUACUCCUUUAUUCCCGAGUAUAAUACCAUCUUCACCACCGGACAUGCCGAAACCGCUGUCUCUCGGGACCUUGGAAUGGGAUUCAAGAGCUGGAGACGACGAUAGCAGCAGCCGUUGGUCAUUAGAUGAAGACGAGGACGACGCUUCCUGGGGCGAACUUCCUCCCAACCCAUCCGCCGCGCGAGUGCCUACGCCAGCAACCCCUCGCCGCCUCAACCUGCGGCUGCUCGCUUCUGGUCCUAGCCCUACCCUAACCACCCCACCCUCUCAAAACCUCGCUCUCGACCACGUAGAUAAAGAUGCCCGCAGCAGCAUAUUCGAUUGGUCAGAGCAACACCACACAGAUAAAAACUCGGGCAAUUGUACACCCCCGCGUCCAAGCACAGUACAUGGGAAGAAGGAUGCCGAUCGUCGAGGAAGUCGCUCAGUCGGACGCAGAGUCCCCAGUGGAUUACACGCUCGCAGCCAAAGUGUGCCUGUGGUACCAGAUGCUACCGGUAAACGUAACACAGUGGUCACCAACAAGUUUGGAACCUGGGGGGUAGGCAGCAAGGGCGUCACAGAGGACUGGAAUGAUGAUUUCGAUUUUUCCGAUCUUCACGAGGAACCGAAUGCAGAAGGCUCGACACAGUCUCGCAGAGUCGACAGUGGUACCGCCAUGCUUGUCCCCAAGACCAUUCAAGAACAACAGAGCAAUGUGCUUGCGAACAUCGGCCUUCUACGGGAGUGGGGCUUGUUGAUUGAGGAGCUCAAGGAACAGAAAGUGCGCGCUGCGUCCCUUGGCAUACUUCACGGCUCACAUUCGGGGACAUGGGAAGAGGUGGAUGCUAUGAUCGAUCUCGCCGAUCAAGAAGUAGAGCAUGAAGGCGUACCCCGUCUAACACCUCCCUCAUCCCCCUUCGAUGAAGGCGUUUUUGACGACGUUUCCGGACCCAGUCCGAAUGAAACCAGGACGACACUCAAGUUAGGUUCGACAAGUGAAGACGUGAGUCGUAGCAGGAGUGGCGUACACAGACGUACAAGCAGGCGAUCUAUACUACGAUCGCGCCAUCAAAUCUUCGGACCUCAAUCGUCGCCCAUACCCCCGAAAUCCAACUAUGAAUCGCCGGUCACUCCUACCCCUACAAAACUAAUCGUCAAUCGACCCCGCAAAGACUCGGAAGCUAAAGCUCGAUCCGUCAUAGAAGCCCUUCAACAGAAAAGGAAGAGCACACCCGAUGCACUUGCAGACACGCAAAAUGCAGAUGAGAUGAAAAAAGUCCCUUUCGAUACGGCAACUCUCCGACGUAUCGUUCCCUAUGUUAGCAGCUUAACACGGAAAGUCAAGGAUGCGUUGAGAGAAGCAGAAGGACUAUAUUCCAGCCCCAAUACUAGUCCUUCGAAAGAGAACGAACCACCCUUCGACAAGAUGUUCCAGGCGGAAAAAGACUUGACUACGGAGAUGAAGUUAAUGACGGUCAUGUAGACGAGGAAAGCUACGUCAGAGAUGGGCUCGCCUUGUGCCAGCGAGUUCUGAUCACGAACCCCAUCAAAAAUGCUGGGUCGAGCAGACAAAAAGAUUUCCUUUUCGGUUCUCUUUCUUUAGUUCUGGAUAGCGUUGAAGCGCAUAGCUCGCGAUUGUCUUGCUUUCAUACCCUGUAUUUCUUAUACUGCCAUUGGUUCCCAUGGACAGUGUUCCUGCAUUCGAAGCGGAUUGCAUAUUCCUGUUUUUUCCUAGUGUUUUCUUCUUCCUUCUCUUCCUUGAUUUCCUUUUUCCUCCUUCUACUUCAUUUCCUGUUCUUGUUCCCUAGCAUCAGCGCCUUUGCAUUUGAGAGGAGAAGACAAGGAGUGCGGAAAAAAGCGCUAGAUGUGUUCCCCUGGCACGUUGGUAUGCAGAUGUAUUUCCUGCUUUUGAUAUCAGAGGAGACAAAAAGGAGUAGUGCUUGGUUGCGAUCCAGGCAUCAUUGCAUUUACGAGAUCCGAUUUGGAAAAAGGCCGUGACGCCAGCCGCUUGCGAUGCUUGGCAGACGGGCAUGUACAAAACGGGUUUGAAAUGGCUUCCCUUUCUUCUCCAUGAACGACGAUGCUUUCUUCCUAGACGAUCGAAACAAAAAGAACCAACGUUGCUUGAUGGCAAUUGUGUUUGGUAUGCAUGUGUGCAUGAUGAGUGCGCGUCAGUAAUCAGUCGCACGACGAAUAAUAAAGACACGAAAUAUAAUGUCCUCCUUUCACUCACACACAUACCCGUUCAAUGUCCCCACAUGAAAUCGUGACGCCUUUUGAGAGAGGUGGCCUAUGAUCUAGGAUCGUUCGUUAUGGUAACAAGUGAGCAGGAUUUCCCGGGGCAACCCUGGCCGGCUGCUCCGGUCGGAUUACGGUACGACGAGGUUUGGACAGGGAGCAAACGGGAUCCUUUGUUUUGGGGUCCAAGCAAUCAAUAAUCAGGAUUGAUUUCUUUUUAAUUUUUCGAGGAAGCUGUUCCAUGCUAUUUGUCGGGGCAAAUGUUGGAACGCAAGCGCUCACGCUAUCAAUUCAUCCAUGUUUUCCACCCUUCUCGUAUCCUUUGUGUGGGCUCGAGGGUGGUCGAGGUACGCAAUGGACAUGUUUGGCUAGG
Messenger RNA from Periconia digitata, 4899 nucleotides. Lineage: Eukaryota; Fungi; Ascomycota; Dothideomycetes; Pleosporales; Periconiaceae. The record is from the annotation of a GenBank genome assembly.